UACUACCUCUGGAGGCUGCCAUCUUUCGUUUGACAGAGAGUGAAGUGACCUGAGAGAUGCCGGACUGGGACAAGGACGCGUACCCGGAGCCCCCCAAACGUACCCCGGCUCCCUCCAAGGAAACCACCCUCCCCAACCCGGCUCUGAUAGUGGGAAAGCUGUUUCACUAUGCGGUGGACGUGCCGGUAACUGCCUUCCAUGACUGGGUUGAAAGUCAACGUUCAAAGACCAAGUUUUACUACUAUCAUAGGGAAUACCGCCGCGUCCCUGACCUAACAGAAUGCGAAGUAGGAGACUUUCUGUGCCGUUUUGAAGCAGAGAUGCAGUGGAGGAGGGAUCAUAAAGUGGAUCAGGAGAUAGUGAAGAUCCUGCAGGAGAGAAUGAGAGCGUGCCAGCAAAGGGAGGGGCACAGCUACAUCCAGAAUUGUGCCAAGGAAGUGGAGCAGUUUGCUCAAGCUGCUAAGGGUUAUCAGUCCAGAUAUGGGGAUCUUGGUGCUCAUGGAAAUUCUCUAAAAUGUCUCAUGAAGCAGAAACACCGACUGAUCGAAGAACGAAACGCGUCUGCAGAAGCUCAAGCCUGAGUCUCCCAACUGGACUUGUAGUUAUCUCAUGUACAUUUUCACUGCUUACGUCUCAUUUCAAAAUGUAUGUAAGGCCUAACCGUAUAAUAAACUAUAUUCAUCUAA
Molecule: messenger RNA, 686 nt
Organism: Bombina bombina (fire-bellied toad)
Lineage: Eukaryota; Metazoa; Chordata; Amphibia; Anura; Bombinatoridae
Gene: NDUFB10
Product: NADH:ubiquinone oxidoreductase subunit B10
Exons: 4
Coding region: 57-581 (174 amino acids)
Source: RefSeq, a predicted model, not a curated record